AGCUGGGUGAGGGCGUCCGGGCUGCUCCAGCUUCCUCACUGCCAAGCUGGAGUCGGCAGGGAUCUCCGAGGCAGGGGUCAGGAGGGCGACCCCCGCGCCUCCAGAACUCCACGCAACCCAAGCAAUGCGGAGAGCGAGCUGCCCCGGAGCCGCACAGCUCCGGGCAGGAGGAACCGCGCUCUCGGGGCCGCUCCCGCCCGGGCGGGGCAGAGGGGGCGCUGCAGAGUCCAGGGUCGGCGGGCUUGGGGCGCGAGGAGGGCGUGGCCGGCGACCCGGCGUGGCUGUCCCGGGAGGAGACAGGAAGCCGAGCACUCUCAGGCACAUUCACCCAGUCUGUCUGCAAUAACUCAGCUCAUCGCGAGGGAGCAGGGCCACUUGCCAGGAGGGUCCUGGGAUUUGCUUAGAAUCAGAGGCUCCUAGGUGUAAGCCAGCCCAGCGGGUGCAGAGCUGGACGCUGCAGGAGGACGCUACAGGGGCCGGAGGCGAGUGCACAGAACUGAGCGGCAGCUUCUGCCUUCGCCUCUCUGGAUCCCAGUAAGAAGGCUGACCCAGACUGCAGGUGCCGGCCUCUCGCUGGGAGGCUACUGCUGCCGGAGGAGAAGGGCCCUCGCCGGCAGAACUGGGGUCAAGGCUGCCCUGCCCCGCGGCUCCCAUGCUCCUGUCGUGGAUCGCUGGACUCGGAACUGGCCUCGUUUUCCUCCACUUCGUGCAGAAACUUUUGUUUCCUUACUUCUGGGACGACUUCUGGUUCCUGCUGAAGGUAGUAAACUAUGGAAUUCACAUGGAGGUGUACAAACGGAGAGGACGGCUGGACACCGUGCUGGAGAAAUUCCUGAGGCAUGCUAAAAGGCAGCCCCAGAAACCCUUCCUCAUCCACGAGGGACAGAGCUACACCUAUCAGGACGUGGACAAAAGGAGUAACCGAGUGGCUCAAGUCUUCCUGAGCCAUUCCUCUCUGCAAAAAGGGGACGUCGUGGCUUUGCUGAUGAGCAAUGAGCCUGACUUUGUUCACGUGUGGUUUGGCCUCGCUAAGCUGGGCUGCGUGGUGGCCUUUCUCAACACCAACGUCCGCGCCAACUCGCUGCUGCACUGCGUCUGUACCUGUGAGCCCAGGGCCCUAGUGGUGGGCGCAGAUUUGCUUGGAACUGUAGAAGAAAUCCUUGCUAGCCUCCCUAAAGAUGUCAGCGUUUGGGGGAUGGAAGAUUCUGUUCCCCAAGGAGUUAUUUCACUCAAGCAAAAGCUGAGCACAGCAUCUGAUGAGCCUGUGUCGCCCAGCCAUCAUGCUGUCUCGAGCCUCAAGUCUAUUUGUCUUUAUAUUUUUACCUCUGGAACAACAGGUCUACCAAAAGCUGCAGUAAUUAGUCAGUUGCAGGUUUUGAAGGGCUCUGCUGGACUGUGGGCUUUUGGUUGUACUGAAGAUGAUGUUAUUUAUAUAACUCUUCCUCUGUAUCACAGCUCGGGUGCUCUCCUUGGAAUUUGUGGAUGUGUUGCAUUGGGUGCCACUUGUGUGCUAAAGAAGAAAUUCUCAGCAAGUCAAUUUUGGAAUGAUUGCAACAAAUAUAAUGUGACUGUGUUUCAGUACAUUGGAGAACUUUGUCGCUACCUUUGCAAGCAACCUAAGAGAGAAGGAGAAAAAUGUCAUCAGGUGCGUUUGGCAGUUGGAAAUGGUUUACGUAGUGAUGUAUGGAUCCAAUUUUUGGACAGAUACGGAGACAUUAAGAUGUGUGAAUUUUAUGGAGCUACUGAAGGAAAUAUUUGUUUCAUGAACCACACUGGAAAAAUUGGAUCAGUUGGGAGAACAAAUUUCUUUUACAAACUUUUUUUCAGUUUUGACUUGAUAAAGUAUGACUUUCAGAAUGAUGAACCCAUGAGAAAUGAACAAAACUGGUGUAGCCGUGUGAAGAAGGGAGAACCUGGACUUCUUGUGUCUCGUGUGAAUAAAAAGAAUCCCUUCUUUGGUUACGCUGGGUCUUAUAGGCACACAAAAAAUAAAUUGCUUUUUGAUGUUUUUAAGAAGGGAGAUGUUUACUUCAACACAGGAGACUUAAUGAUCCAAGAUCACGAGAACUUUCUUUAUUUUUGGGACCGUAUUGGAGACACUUUCAGGUGGAAAGGAGAAAAUGUUGCAACCACAGAGGUUGCUGACGUUAUUGGAACAUUGGAUUUCAUACAGGAAACAAACGUGUACGGUGUGGCUGUGCCGGGUUAUGAAGGAAAAGCAGGAAUGGCUUCUAUUAUUUUAAAACCAAAUAAGUCUUUAAACUUAGAAAAGGUUUAUGAGCAAGUUGUAACAUCUCUACCAUCUUAUGCCUGCCCACGAUUUUUAAGAAUUCAGGAAAAAAUGGAAACAACAGGGACGUUCAAACUGCAGAAGUUUCAAUUAAUGGAAGAAGGAUUUAACCCACUGAAAAUUUCUGAUCCACUUUACCUUAUGGAUAACUUGAAAAAGUCUUACGUACCAUUGACCCAAGAACUUUAUGAGCAGAUAAUUUUAGGGGAGAUAAAACUCUAAGGAUUUUAUAGAUACAGCAUUUUCAUUUUCAUUUGUAUUCCUAAGAAGAAUGAGAGGAAAAGAUAUGUGCUACUUGACUUACCAUCAAGUAAUUCCCCAAUGAAGCUAUCAUAAGUUGAAAAUAUCAAAAGACAAAGUAUGAAAAGACAUUUAUGUUCUUAAUCACAGCAUCACAGCUAACAACACAGCACACUGUGACAUCAGUUGUUUGCCCUUAUGACUGCGUAGCUGACUCAGAGCUGCUGCUCAGCAUCACAAGGGAGGAGGAUGCUACACCCUGCUAGUCCGGAAAGAGAUCGUGAUUCCAAGUGCAAGUUUGAACUAGUUGCAUAUAAGGAAGUAAGAGCAAAAAGAAAUCUUAAAUACAAUCACUAUAAGUUGAGAAUCAUAUAUAUGAUUCCUUAUGAUGAAAAGUUGAGAUGGAACUAACUUUUGCUAAAUUUCUUUAAUAUAUAAGAUAAUUUUUAGUAAGAUUUUAAUUUGCUUCAACUCAUAAACUUUAGUUAAUUGUCCUCCCCAAUUUUCAGAUUCAGUGCAUAACUAAAUAUUUGUCUUAAUGUUAAGGAUUCAAUAAUAAAUGUAUAGUUAAGUUUGUUUAGAUAAUCAUUCAGAAAAUACUUUUUUGUAUGCAGAUAAAUUUUUAUUUUAAAGAGCCAGAGCAAAAACAUCAAAUAACAAAGAUAGAAGCAAAGAAACAUACAAUACAAACGAUACAGAAUUUCAAAACAAGAAUAGAAAAUUAAGGGUUGUUACAUUACAUACUGUUAUCAUCUAAUUUA
Molecule: messenger RNA, 3291 nt
Organism: Octodon degus (degu)
Lineage: Eukaryota; Metazoa; Chordata; Mammalia; Rodentia; Octodontidae
Gene: Slc27a6
Product: solute carrier family 27 member 6
Exons: 10
Coding region: 653-2512 (619 amino acids)
Molecular function (GO): long-chain fatty acid transmembrane transporter activity; long-chain fatty acid-CoA ligase activity
Source: RefSeq, a predicted model, not a curated record